AUUCGCCUCACAGGCUCGGGAUCCGGGCGUUCCGCGCGAUGGGCGGCGGCGGCGGCGCUAAGUAAAGCGCAUGUGCUCGUGUGCGGCGUGAACGGUACUACUAUUGAGUUCUGCAAGAAUAUUGUUCUAGCAGGAGUUGGCAGUUUAUCCUUGAUGGACGAUCACAUAGUCACAGAGGAUGAUCUCAAUUCAAACUUCCUAAUUCCUCAUGAUGAGAGUGUGUAUGGUGGUAAAUCACGGGCAGAGGUUUGCUGCGAGUCCUUGAAAGAUUUCAAUCCAAUGGUCCGAGUUGCUGUUGCAAAAGGUGACCCAUCACUUAUUGAUGGAACAUUCAUUGACAGGUUCGACAUUAUUGUAGUCAGCCGCGCAUCUCUUAAGACAAAGUUGUUUAUUAAUGACAACUGCCGGAAAAGAAGCAAGCAUAUUGCCUUCUACUCUGUAGACUGCAAGGAUUCUUGCGGUGAAAUAUUUGUUGAUCUGCAGAACCAUAGCUAUCUUCAGAAGAAGCCUGGAGGAGAACCUGAACAGCAGGAGUUGAAAUAUCCUAGUCUGCAGGAAGCUAUUUCUGUGCCCUGGAAGGAUCUGUCCAAAAAAACAACUAAAUUGUACUAUGCCAUGAGAGUCUUAGAAAGUUAUGAAUCAUCUGAAGGGCGUGACCCCGGUGAGACAUCACUUUCUGAUCUACCUGCAGUUUUGGCUCUGAGGAAGGAUAUGUGUGAUAGAAUGUCUUUGGAUGAGUCUCGAAUUCCUACGUCUCUCCUGGAACGGCUUCUAGCAGCUGGGAAAAAGGAACAUCCUCCUGUAUGUGCAAUCCUUGGUGGCAUUCUUGGUCAGGAAGUGAUUAAGUCAAUAUCUUGUAAAGGCGAUCCGAUCAAGAAUUUCUUUUACUUCGACGACGCUGAUGGUAAAGGGGCCAUGGAGGACAUCCCCCCAACUCCUGAAGACUGAAUCACGUGAUACGUACUCCCUCCGUUCCAAAAUAGAUGACUCAACUUUAUUUUAGAACGGAGGGAGUAACUCUCAUCCGACAUGGCUCGCUGAUAAUUGUACCCAAUCAUUAGAACUGAACAUGUGAGAACUCUAGAUCGGUGGCUGAGGCUGGAAACUUAACUUAGCAUUUUAGCGUUUUUGUCACUGGUACUUAGGAGGUGUUUGGUUCGCCGAUUUGUAACGUCAUCUGUUUACGCUGGUAAGGGAUAACGUUGAAUCUUGUUUGGAUCAACCCGGCCGUAAUGAGAUAACGCGGUAUCAGGUCCCA
Triticum aestivum (bread wheat) is the source of this 1258-nucleotide messenger RNA. RefSeq names its product SUMO-activating enzyme subunit 1A. Gene Ontology annotation, cellular component: SUMO activating enzyme complex; cytoplasm. Lineage: Eukaryota; Viridiplantae; Streptophyta; Magnoliopsida; Poales; Poaceae. The record is from RefSeq and is a predicted model, not a curated record. Gene Ontology annotation, biological process: protein sumoylation. Gene Ontology annotation, molecular function: SUMO activating enzyme activity.